Symbiodinium sp. CCMP2592 is the source of this 1086-nucleotide messenger RNA. The record is from the annotation of a GenBank genome assembly. NCBI's taxonomy places the organism in Eukaryota, Dinophyceae, Suessiales, Symbiodiniaceae.
AUGGCGGCUUCUGGCUCGGAUGCCCCGGCUGACGACAUCGAGGUGGAGGCCCUCGCUGCCGAGUUCAAGCCUCUGAUGCAAGAAGCCACCAGUGCUGACUCGAUCUUCGAAGGCAUCCGUCGGUUCAGCAAUCCAGAUGAGUCUCUGCCGUUGGACUACAUCAAUACGAUGAUGGUUGGAUUGUUGGACAAUUUGUUCGAGAAAUUCAGCCAGCUGAACAUCUCGAAGACGCCAGCGCCGAGAAUCUUCGAUCAAGCAGAGCCAUGGUUGUCCUGGCUGCGCCACGACUCAGUCGGUUGGAUCAAGCCCUUGUUUCGAGCGUGGUUCGACGGGAGCUCGUACUUCCCGAAGUUGGACCUCCUCAAGCAGAAGCUCCUUCCUUCGCCCCCGCGUGGCAAGCAGGGGGCAGAGCAGGCAGAGGCGGCCGAGGAGGACGACGUGGAUCCGCAAGAUGUCAAGAAGAUCAAGAUCCAGGCUCGCAGGGAUGCACGAGAGAACUACCGCAAGCUUUGCACGGAACUCUUUGGUCAUGAUCCCGUGGCAAUUGAUGAUUCCGAGGAGGAGAUCCAUGACCGUGGUGUGGAGGCUGAUGUAAAGGAGGAGCGAGCCUUCCUGCACCCGCAGGAGCCUUCGCAAAAGGCCAAGGCCAAGCCGAAGGCGGCUGCUGAUCCGGCUCCAGCAAAGCCCGAUGAUGGGGAACGGGGGCCAGAGCCGCCAGAGGCCGAGGAUGGUGAACGGCGGCCCGAGGAGGGUGAUGCUCCGGCGGCUGUGGGUGGUGCGAGGGAGGGUGCUCCCCCGGCGGGCAAGAAAAAGGCGGGAAUGGCGGCAGGAACCAACUUUGCUGGCAGAACCCCGCCCAACACGGCCCCAUGGAGCACCAGGUUUGCUGUUGUCAAGGCCAUGUGGAUCGAGCACAUCCAUCCUCAGAUCAAGCCUGGCUGCUACCAGAAAUCUCAGGUGCACUGGUGGAAGUAUGCCGUCGCAAACAUGGACAUGACUGUCUGUGUGACUGAUGACGACAUCAACACCCGUGUCAAGGACCUCGUGGGACUGUAUGCUGUCCCGUAUGAUCAAAAGAAGGACUAG